Molecule: messenger RNA, 1734 nt
Organism: Cucurbitaria berberidis CBS 394.84
Lineage: Eukaryota; Fungi; Ascomycota; Dothideomycetes; Pleosporales; Cucurbitariaceae
Product: HET-domain-containing protein
Exons: 2
Coding region: 1-1734 (577 amino acids)
Source: RefSeq, a predicted model, not a curated record
AUGCACAAAGUAAAACUCGAGCACGGCGCGCAAUCUUAUGGAGAAAACACUGGACAUGUUUCAGCGUUAGGUUUUCUGCAGUCUCAGUACAACACUUGCCAGGAAAAACAUACUGUAUGCCGAGCAAACAUGCCAGUCGAUGCAUUCAUGCCCACAAGAUUGGUAGAUGUCCGCCAUGGCGGUGAACUCGUACACCUUCUCGAACGUCCUGAGAAAGCGUCAUAUGUCACUUUAUCACACUGUUGGGGAGGACUCAAGCCUUUUGCUCUCACCAAAAGUACAGCCACCCAGCUGAAAGAUGGCAUUCUUAUUAGCUGUCUCCCGAAGACAUUUCAAGACGCCAUUGCGGUUACUAGGAAGUUUCAAAUGCGAUACAUCUGGAUCGACACCCUCUGUAUCUUCCAAGACGACGUGGACGGACGUGAUUGGGCCUUUGAGGCUGGCCGCAUGAAAGACACCUACAAGAGAGCGGCUUUUUGUAUUGCUGCCACAGCUGCCGAGAACGGAAACGCAGGCCUGUUCUAUGAGCGAGAUCUACGAGCCCUAACACCCAUCAAAAUCAAUUUCGAACCCGGUCUUUCUUCGUCCUAUGCAACAACAUGCGGCUCGAGGUCACCUCUUGCGGGCCCUUACUGGAUUGGGUGUGAGCAGUCAACACGUGUCGCGAUUGAUUCUGCAUGCCUUAACCGGAGGGCCUGGGUAGCUCAGGAAAGGUACUUGUCACCAAGAAUCAUGCAUUUCACCCAAGAAACCUUGUUUUGGGAAUGUCAUGAGUCUUUCAGGUGCGAAUUUUCUCGCCAUGAAAUAUCAUGGGGCAACCGAGCUCAUGCAUUAAAACCCCUUAUCAGCAAUUUCCGGGAACGCUUCCCAAAUCUCGAACUUUUAGGCCAAAGAAGUAAAGUUGUCGCGGAGUCGACCAACCUCCGUAACCAAUUCUAUGAUGCUUGGCGCAAUUUUCGCACCGCAUACACGCACUGUGGAAUGAGCAAGGAAAGCGACGUUCUAGUAGCCUUGCAGGGUGUUUCACAGGAUGUUGCCGAAGUGUUGAAUGAGCGGAUGAUUGCAGGCCUUUUGGAGUCGCAUCUUGUCGCAGAACUGUGCUGGUACAACAGUUGGAGUGGGACUCUGAAGGACUCCCAUAGGCCGGCCAAAUGGCGAGCACCAAGCUGGAGCUGGGCCAGCACCAUGCUACCAAUUGGAUUUGGCAGCCUUAUCGGACUUAAAGAGCAGCAUGACAUGAUCAAGAUUAUCGACUCUCACGUGGAGAGUAGACCGUCUGGCGAGCUUAUACAAGCCUCCUUGUGGAUAGAAUGUCGGCCUCUUGCUGCUGAGAUUCGUGGUUCAUUUAUCCAUAUCGAUGGGGUUACAAGGCAGCAGUCUGGAAAUCCCACGCUCGACUCCAAUGACAGAGUAUAUGUCAUGUUGGACGAUCCAAUUCCCAAUGGCAAGGAUGAGAAGAAUAUACGCAAUGUGUAUAUAGUCAUAGUACGCCAUGUUAACGACGGAAACGGAAUCGAAGGCCUUGUGUUAGUGCCUUGCGAAGAGAUGGACGAGAAGACUUGCAACCCACACUAUCAUCACGACACUCGCGGCUUGCCCUAUCUUGAGAAAAGCGAGCGUUUCCAAAGAAUUGGCAUAUGCGACACUUCGUCGCUGAAUGAAUAUGCCGAAUACGGGAAGCGACUGCUAAUAAAACAUGAGCAAACCGAGAGCCGGAUCAUCGAGUUAGUGUGA